Molecule: messenger RNA, 4372 nt
Organism: Aquila chrysaetos chrysaetos
Lineage: Eukaryota; Metazoa; Chordata; Aves; Accipitriformes; Accipitridae
Gene: DACH2
Product: dachshund family transcription factor 2
Exons: 12
Coding region: 120-2054 (644 amino acids)
Source: RefSeq, a predicted model, not a curated record
CUGCGUGUGGGAGGGCGGGCGCGCGGCUCUGUUUUUAGUAGUACCGCAAAGAGCGCGGCGAGAGUGCGCGCUGAGGGGAGCGGGGCUGAGGCGAGCCGCGGCGGGGAGCCAGGCUGGCCAUGGCUGUCUCCGCGCCGCCCGUCAUCGCCGCAACUUCCAGCGGCGGCGCGGGGGGUUCGGCGGGUUUGUUCCGGGCGGACCCGCUGUACUCCAGCCCCGCGGAGUCCCCGCGCCUCACCAACAGCCUCGUCAACAGUUUCCUCUCCGCCGGCGGCGGCGGCGGUGGCGGCGGCGGGGCCGGCGCGGGCGGCGGCGGCGGGGGCGGCGGCAACGAGUGUAAGAUGGUCGACCUGCACGGGGUGAAGGUAGCCUCGUUCCUCGUGGAGGGGCAGGAGCUGAUCUGCCUGCCGCAGGUCUUUGAUCUCUUCCUCAAGCACCUGGUGGGAGGGCUGCACACGGUCUACACCAAGCUGAAGCGGCUGGAUAUAUCGCCCGUGGUGUGCACGGUGGAGCAGGUCCGCAUCCUGCGGGGGCUGGGGGCCAUCCAGCCCGGCGUCAACCGCUGCAAGCUCAUCACCAGGAAGGACUUCGAAACUUUGUACAACGACUGCACCAACGCGAGCUCACGACCAGGAAGACCCCCCAAGCGUUCACUAGGAGUUGCGAUACAAGAAAAUGCACGUCUUCUGCCCCAUGGAGUUCCAGGCCUCUUAUCACCAGGACUUAUCUCUCCGACAGGUCUGACAGCGGCUGCCAUGGCAGAGGCUAUGAAGUUACAGAAAAUGAAACUUAUGGCAAUGAAUAGCCUUCAUGGAAGUGGAAGUCAAAAUGGAACAGAAUCAGAAAAUGAAGAGCUCAAUUCUAAUGCAGGUGGGAGUGAAUCCUCCUGGGACAAAGACAAGCUUCAGUCUCCCAUUACAACGGGAUCACAGCAUAGCAUUGGUCAUCCCACACUAUCAGGGCAGUCGAGCCUUGGAAGUGCGCACCCACUCAGUCCUCUCCAGCAGAAUCACCUGCUCACCAACAGGAUAGACCUGCCGUUUAUGAUGAUGCCCCACCCUCUGCUUCCCGUCAGCCUACCUCCCGCUUCGGUCGCAAUGGCAAUGAAUCAGAUGAACCACCUCAAUACAAUAGCUAACAUGGCUGCAGCAGCCCAAAUGCACAGUCCUCUUUCCAGGGCAGGGGCCUCUGUUAUAAAGGAAAGGAUUCAAGACAGCCCUUCUCCAGCUCCGUCUCUAGAAGACAGUCAGCGGCCUGGGAGCCACGCUUCCUCCCAUCAGAGCAGCAGCGUGUCCAGCUCGCCGUCCCAGUUGGACAACACACCAGACAGAAUUGCUAUGCUGACCAACAGCAGGGAAGGAGAACUCAUUGAUCAAGAAACUGGGACCAACCUAAAAAAAAUACAAAAGGAGAAAGAAGAGGUCCAAAUUGCCAUUCCAAUAAUGAAACCAACCUUAGAUAAAGUCCAACUGGCUGGACAGGCCUUGCCUCCUGGAUUUCCGGCGCCAUUUCUUUUUGCUGAUGGUCUUUCAUCAGUAGAAACACUAUUAACCAACAUUCAGGGCCUGCUGAAGGUGGCUGUGGACAAUGCAAGAGUCCAGGAAAAGCAGAUACAGCAGGAAAAGAAAGAGUUAAAGAUGGAGCUUUGUAGAGAGAGAGAACUAAGAGAGAGCUUGGAAAGGCAACUCACAGCUGAGCUGCAAAGCAGAGCAACAAUUCAGAAACGCUUGAAGAAAGAAAAAAAGGCAAAGAGAAAAUUGCAGGAGGCUUUGGAAUUUGAAUCAAAGAGAAGAGAACAAGUGGAACAGGCGCUUAAACAGGCCACAUCAGGUGACGGUCUCAGGAUGUUAAAUGAUGCUGGAAUCCCAGAUAUGGAAAUAGAACACAACGGAACCCAACAUGACAGUGCAGCAAUGCAAGGUAUUCCAGAUACCUCCGUUGAGCUUCCCUUGAGAAAUAAAGGGAGCAGGAAGGAAAAAUUGAAACCCGUUUCAAAGUUUAAAGAAGUCAGUCCCUCACCCCGCAGCACCCUUGAUGACCACCUCUUACCCUAGUUUGAAAAAUAAUUUUUAAAAUCCAAUAAAAAUACCAAGAAUUAAAGAAACUGAUAUUACUGAUCCUUAGUGAUCCCAUUUUUGACAAAUCAACUCUUCCCUUGAAUGCACAUCCGGAUUCCUCCCCUCCUCUCUGCAGACAGAGUCCAUGUCACCAAAGGCAGCACCGUAAAUGUGCGCGCGUUUGUGGUCUCCGUCUUACUGUCUUUGUACAAAUAUCAAACGUGUAUCAGAAGACGGAGCCCACCCCCGGCGGCCACUUCAGUGGCAAGUUACAUACCUGAUUUCUGCUGACUUCCCUUGGUGUUACAGGGACUAAAGGACCGAGCGCGUCCGUAACUCCCUCGCGGUGUAGGCGGUCAGGCAAGAAGAUCCCUUUGUACGCGUGGCUGCCGAGCCCAGGCCCGCGCGGGGAGGAGACGUGCGGGCCUGAGGUGCCCGGGACACGUCACGCUGUGGCAGAAUUUCAGUCUUUUGGACUGCCUGUAAAGACUAUUGGUAUGAUUUUUGGAGGGCAGGCAUGCUGACCCGCGGAUUCUGCCAGUGGGUAUCUUUUUUAGAAGUACAACUUCUUAGUAUAGGCUAGAGCAGCUACAGCCUGCCAUGGGAAGAAGUCAUGUGCAACUUCCUAAUAGCCAAAAGGAGAAAAGCAAAAAAAAAAAAUAGAACCAAACAAAACCCACAGUGUUCAAUAUUUGUAUUUCUGCUUACGCCCUCCCCAGGCUUUAGUAUUUGCCCCGCUAAGUUGAAGACAAUAAUUUUAAUCGGCCAAAGGCCUGAAACUAAUUUUAGUCACUUCUUCAGAGGUUCCCAUGCUCCCAGACGUUCCUCCGGAGAUGUUAUGUCCCUGGCUCUUCCGAUCUUUAUUCUUGUUUACAUCCAAAAUACAUACUAAAUCAUCUCUGUUUGGAGAGUCUGAGCCUCCUUAAAACCAUGAAACAUUCAAUUACUAAUUAGCUGUUUCCUGUUUCUAAUGAAGUGAACAUGUCGGAUUUGGAUUAAAAUUCAGCUACUGCUCUCCUCUGUUUAUGGUUCCAGAUGUUUUUGUUUUAUCUAGGAGGUUACUUUGACAGCUACUGCUAAAUGAUAAAUCACUCAUAUUAUAGCUGAAAUGCAUUUUGAAAUUGAAAUGUGGCAAACUUUGAGAUUGCUCCAAGGAUCAGUGUCAGUUAGCAGGUCAAUACUUGUUCUUUCCUUAUGAGCGUUCGGUAUUGGCAUAUGUAAAACAGUAAUGGGAUAGAUGUCAACAUUAUACAAAACGCUUCUCAAUAUUAUCAUUUUGCUAUCAUCUUCAAGAUCAGUACUUGUGGGUUUAGCUGGGUGGAUUCAUGAUUCAUUGUAUAAUGAACAAGAAUAUGGAUUCUUGUUAGCUUUAGUUUCUGUGGGUGUUUUAAUAUUUAUUUUUCCUCUGGGCUUAAAGGAGUUGCUUAAUGAGAAAAAUCACAGUUCAUAGGUACUAUACCUAGGAAUAUUUUUAUGACGGAAAUAAGUGGCUUUCUACUUGCUUCCCUAAAUAAAGAAAAACAAUUUUUAAAAAAAUGUGGCGGUUUCUGAAUGAAAGAGCAGUUUUCCAAGAACAGAUAUUGAUUUACUUCUAUUACAUUCUUUAAUGCAAUGCAAUUUUGUUUUAACACACUGUUCCCUAGAAGGUUUUGUGCAUGUAAUAACGGUAUGUUGUAAAGCUCAUGCCAUGUUACUCCGUCUGUCUUACGGAGGCAUGCAAUACAACACAGGCUGCCUUCUGGAAAAAAAAAAGGAAAAUGAGUGUUCAAUUAGAAAGCAAAUGCAGUAAAGGAAGAAAAUCCAAAUGAAAGUAUUUAUAGCCUCUACUCAGCAGAUGCUGGCUGGCAAGCACCAUUGGAAAGGCGGCUGGUGGGUUUUUAGCCCAGCGGAGCGCCCCGACCUGUCCCACCGGGUUAGAAGGCGGUGAGCGCGCUGCGCCCCGCUCGUGUCUCUGCGUAACGGUCCCCUCUCGAGGGCGUCGGCAUCCCGGGCCGCCGCCGGUGCACACCAGCCACGUGGUGGGUGGCUGAUAUCGCUUGCACCUCUGAUAACUCGGCCCGAGAAAAACAAAGUCCACAAACAAAUACGGAAACCCACCUAAGUUUCAGUUAAUUAUAAAUCGUGUAACUGUGUAAUUGACCUUUUUUCUUCUCCUUUUUCUUCCUCCAGAAAACAGAACAUACAUCAAACCUACUAUUAUGUACUGAAGAAAACGCCUAUUGUUGAAAAAUGUAUAAUGACCACUAUUUGAAGACUAUAUAGUUCAUGAAAAAUGUCCCUUCCAACCUUUGAUGCCUUCAGUACUGUGUGAAGAA